Molecule: messenger RNA, 4240 nt
Organism: Mugil cephalus (flathead mullet)
Lineage: Eukaryota; Metazoa; Chordata; Actinopteri; Mugiliformes; Mugilidae
Gene: cpne1
Product: copine I
Exons: 3
Coding region: 238-2940 (900 amino acids)
Biological process (GO): cellular response to calcium ion; regulation of canonical NF-kappaB signal transduction; regulation of RNA splicing
Cellular component (GO): nucleoplasm; plasma membrane; ribonucleoprotein complex
Molecular function (GO): RNA binding; calcium-dependent phospholipid binding
Source: RefSeq, a predicted model, not a curated record
GCCCCAGCUCCAUCUUCUCGCGACAUCUCGUUUGUCAUCGCGGUGUUUGCGCCAUUUCGUGCAGUAGCAGCCUGCAGAGAGAGAAGAAAAGACCAGCGUUCAUGAAUUAAACCUCACAGUGUUUGUUGACAAAUUUCUCGGUGUCAGUAUCCUGCAGAAAUCAUCUGUGUGUAACUCAGUGAAACUAUACACACUGCUUAGUUGCAUUGGUUGUAGGGCUGUUGUUUAGCAGUCAAUAUGGCAGUAGUCAUCAGACUGCAAGGUCUGCCCAUAGUGGCUGGCACCAUGGACAUCAGACACUUCUUCUCUGGCCUCACCAUUCCUGAUGGGGGAGUGCACAUCGUUGGGGGUGAACAUGGUGAGGCCUUCAUCGUCUUCGCCACUGACGAGGAUGCUCGACUGGGAAUGAUGCGAACAGGCGGGUCGAUUAAGGGGUCCAAAGUGUCCCUGUUGCUUAGCAGCAAGACAGAGAUGCAGAACAUGAUUGAACUCAGCCGCCGCAGAUUUGAGGCUGGGGCUGGGGCUGUGGAGAUGGCUGCACCUACAGCAGGUAAUGCCAACCGACAAGGUGGUGCUGCACCCAUACCCACAGUGCAGUCCGGGGCGGGGGGGAGAAGCAGUAGCCAUGGAAACCAGGGUUUCAGUAACACCCCAGUCUCUGUAACGGCAGCAAGCUCAUCUCAGGAGCCACCGAGCAACAAGGUAGCAGCCAGCUUGGCCAGCAUAGUGCCCAGUUUCGCCAACAGCUACAGCUCUGCUCCCACUAUCACCACAGCUCUAGCAUCACUCAAUGCAGGUCCCCCACCCAUGCCUCCCCUUCCUAGCAUGACUUCCAUGCCCCCUGUACCCACACUACCCACCAUUCCAGUUCCUCCUCCAGUGUCUUCUCUCCCACCUGUCCCUACUGUCUCCCCACUUUCCCAAGGACCGCCAGUACCUCCUAUGUCCCACCUCCCCCACAUGUCCUCCCUACCUCCAUUUAACCCCUCCUUGCCUCCCCCAGCAGGCCUGGGCUCUGCCCUCCCUCUUGGAACCCACAACCCCAUGCUCUUCAAUCCACUUUCCCCCCUGGCCUCACUUGGACUUCAGGCCCAUAUGAAGGCUGCUGCUGCUGCCGCCCAAGGGGCAGGAGUGGCUAGUCCAGAUGAGUUAUUUGUUUUCCUGCAGAACCUCCCAUUCUCCUGCUCAGAGAUGGAAGUCAGGGAAUUUUUUAGGGGUCUUGGUGUGGAUGGGGUUCGUUUGCUGAGGGAUGGUCAGAGUCGGCCAACUGGCAGGGCUAUGGUCAAGUUCUUCUCUCCCCAUGACAGUUUUGAAGCUGUGAAGCGCGGAGGUGGAAUGAUGGGCCAAAGAUUCAUAGAGAUCACCCCGGGCUCAGAGCGUCAAUGGGUUAGCCUGACCGACAGCGGGGCAGGCCAGGUUCCUCACAAUAGUAGCAAAUCAAACAACAAUAACGACUCACAGGACCAGCAGCACCGCCGUGGUAAUGCUGGAUCAGGAGGCAGGGAUCAGCGUGGAAGGUCACGAUCUCCACACCGGCAGGAAUUCUGUGUCUACCUAAAGGGCCUUCCAUACGAAGCCGACAAGAAACAGAUAAAGGAGUUCUUUAAGAAUUUGGCCAUUGUAGAGGACAGUGUCUAUAUUGCAUAUGGGCCCAAUGGGCGAGCUACAGGAGAGGGGUUUCUUGAAUUCAAAUCAGAACAGGACCACAAGAGUGCUCUGGGAGCUCACAUGCAAUACAUGGGCUCCCGCUUCAUUCAGGUUCAUCCAAUAAGCCGUAAGGGAAUGCAUGAAAAGAUUGAUUCCAUCCGCAAACGUGAAGCAGCACAGGGUGAUGGCAAGAACCAGGAUGGCUUGAAAGCACCUAGGAAUUGCGCGCACAUCACCAACAUCCCAUACAAUGUCUCCAAGAAGGAUGUUCGUGCCUUCCUGGAGGGAGUGGGCCUCUAUGAGGAUACCUUGAAGGUCCUGACAGAUAGCCAUGGCAACGGUCUUGGCCAAGCAAUUUUCCAGCUCCAAACUGAAGAAGAUGCUCGCAAAGCUGAAAGACUGCACCGACAAAAACUCAAUGGCCGUGAUGCCUUUAUCCAUCUAGUGACGUUUGAGCAGAUGAAGGAAAUUGAGAGAAAUCCUCCUCCCCAGAACAAGAGGGGCCAACGCAACCAGAAUCAGCAGAAUCAGAAUCAGCACCAGCAAGCCCAGCCUAGUCCUCAGACACCUCAGAUCAACCCAUUUGCUGGGAUGAGUGGAGAGGAGUUUAACUUCCUCAGAAACACCAUGGGGAACCUCAACAGUGCCCCUUUUGUAACUCCAUUCUCUGCACCAGGGAAUGGACUGGCAGGCCCUCCUCCUCUCCCUCCACUGGCCACAGGACUGGGGGAUGUGAAUCUGGGCGUGGCUCCACCACUAGUUGCAGGCCUUCCCGGAGCACCAAUCUUGGAACCACCAGGCUUUCGUCCUGGUGCUGCAGGUGGAGCUCCGUUCAGCCAAGAUGGACUGAGAGGCUUAGUACCCUUUGACAAUGCCAACAGGAAAGGAGGUGGAGGAGGACAGAACCGGGGGGGAGGGGCCAACAACAACCAGGGACGUCCAGGAAGCGGGGCAGCUGGUGGACAGCAGGUGUUCACUCCAGGGGCUGAAGGUCUCCGGAACCAGCCUGCCCCUGGAGGUUCAAACAAUCCCAACAAUCAACGAGGUGCUGCUGGCCCGACAAUUGUAAAGCUUCAGAACAUGCCAUUCACUGUAACUGUGGAUGAGAUCAUGGACUUCUUCUAUGGCUACCAGGUGCUGCCAGGAUCAGUGUGCUUACAAUUCAGUGAAAAAGGCAUGCCGACUGGUGAAGCCAUGGUGGCCUUCCAGAACCACGAGGAGGCCACUGCCGCAGUCAUGGACCUCAAUGACCGACCUAUUGGUGCACGAAAGGUCAAGAUAAGUCUGGGUUAGUCCCACAACAAACUGUACAUGACAUUUGACAUUUGCUUGGAUCAAGGAUCCAGGUGAAACACAGCAAGCGUAAUCAACACGUGAUUCUGGUCUAAACCCAGACGUCAGCAGCCCUAUUUGGAUCUUUCCCUGCCAAUUGACUGUCAGUCAUAAUUAAAGCUCCUCCCCUGAGCGUAGCUAUUGGCAGGUAAGCCCCGCCCUUCUGCAGUCUGUCUGACUGUAAUCCAGACUUUGCUCUUUUCUGCAGCUGCUCCACUGACUUGGUAGCACAAACUGAUGACGGUUACGAUUAUGAUCAUGAUUUCGGCAGGACCUUUCUUACCUGUUUUUCAAGACAGUGCAGCUUUUUUUGUCAAAUCAUGUCUAGAGUUGACACAUGAAACGCACUCACUUGUUUUGUUGCUAUGGUAACACGAUGAUUGUAAUGUGGUGGACACGCAUUGUCGCUAUGUGCGCUUAAAUGUGCUGUGCUGCUGUGGUUUAAAUUUGACUCCUGCUCUGUUGCUAUGGUAAUAUCUUAACAUUCUCUGUUGCUAUGGUAUUGAUGAGCACAUACAAAAUGGUGCCGUGUUUAAAUGUCUAUGUUCUGUUGCUAUGGUAACACCAUGACCUGUCGCUACACUAAAAUGUUCAUGUUGUCUCUUGCUAUGGUAAAAAUCUGUUGCUAUGGUUAAACAUGCUUUAAGUGAAAAGCCUUUCUACUGCAGUGCACCGUUGCUAUGGUCAAGUCUUCACAUUCCAUGUUGCUAUGGUAAGAUUAUGAUUUAAAAAAAAAAAAAAAAAGCUAUGUUGCCCCGAUCAAAUGUUUGUGGUCUGCUAUGUUGAAAUGUUGACAUGUACCAUUGCUGUGGUAAAAAUUAUACUGACGUCAAGCUCUAUUGGCGACACUGUUGCUAUGGUAAAAUGUUGAUUAACUAUGUUACAUCAGUUUUCUGUUGCCGUGAAGAGGAUGUGGAAUUGACAGGUUGCUGACACAUGACUUGUCUUGUAAAUUGGGGCUGCUGAAUUGUUUCCAUCUGUCACAUUUUUAUGCUGUUUGAAUAAUGCCAUCCAUCAAACCCACCUUUUCCACAGCACAUGCUCUGUAGGUGUUUGGACUGUGGAGCGCUGAGAUAAAGUCUGUAGUGUUUUUAGUUUGGUAGCUUUUUGUUGUAUGUAUGUUUGAUAAUGAUUUGGAUGUUUCCACCUUAAACUUCAUUUUCUUUCUAUUGUCAGUGUGCACAAACAUGUAUGAUCGAAUAACCAUACAUAAUGUGGAGUCUCCUUUGCUUUGGUUAAUAAAGGGACGUUCCUCACCUGC